UCUUCCACACCACUCAGCGCCUCGCGAUAACGUGACCGUGUCGACUUGAUGCGCGACGCGUUGUCUCGCGUUGUUCCAUGACAUUGCUGCGAAGACCACUGAGAGCAAGUUCUUCGUCUCUGUGCUGGCGAUUACAGAGGAGACCGAUUGAACAUUGCGAGGCGCCCAAACAGCGCCCACAGCUUCACGCUGGAUGGCAAAGUGAGAUGAUAUUUACGUGGUCGUAUGUCACGGAUAAGGACUGGCCAAAGCACUCGUCAUAUGCCGCAUCGGUCGCCCUACUGCAACUUCGGGACUCGGAUGCCAGUGCAAGUAACCGAAGCCAACGAAUCGACGAUCACCGAGUCCGCCGCAUUCAAUCGUCACAGGCAGUGGUCGGUGGUCAUCUCGGGCCCGCGCUCCCCGAGAGAAUACAUCAGACGUCGUGCAAUCCAUGGACCAUCAUACAAAUUACAACAGCUGUUGACAGGCUGAAGACGCCGGCGAUCGCAACGCAGGAUAGCCCGCAGCCCCUGACUCCCGAGGGCAGCGUAGAGGUGUUCUACGUUCAUGGGCCGUAUGUGCUCAUCUUCAGCACAGCCAGUGUCGAUAUCUGGCGGACAGGUGGCCCGCACGGUCGCCUCGAGCAUAUCGCGACCCUCGCCCAGUUCAUACUACUACUAGUAGCUAUGCCGUAUCAUCUUGACCCCAUCUUCGACACUGAACGCAACCUCAUCAUCAUCGUCGCCCAUGGCGAUGGGGAAGAUGGGUUGCCUUCCCUCCUCGUCUUCAGCCUCAUCGACGGUCGGCUCGUCCGCAAGCUAGAGUUGUACGGCGCCCUGCUAGAGGACGACCUCCUGUACGCCGACGGCAAGAUCCUGGUCGACACCGCAGAAGACAACGAACGCUUCCCACCCCAUGGCCUGACCAAGAUCUUGCUCUGCGACGUGGUAGGGGAUGGCGGUGUCCUCGGUAGUGUCAACCUUCCCGCACGCCUCCAGGCUCGCGAGCAGGUGCGAAACAACACGAACGGAGGUAUACUACUGCCCGUCCACGUCCGGCCGAACGGGGAUAUCUUUGCGACGUCCUCUGAGUCAUGGGGUAACAAGAUGGAGGUCCUAUGCUGGCGCGGGGCGGACGUUCCGAAGUCCCCGGAGCCAGACGCGAGCUUCACGCUCGCUGUCGGAAUCGAGGACGGCGAUCAGAUCUACCCGACGUGCAGUGCGCCUCUGGACGAGACGGCGUUCUUGCUCGCCGUCUACGAGGCGGACGGUAACGUGCUACCGGUGCAGUCCGCCUGCCAGACGUCGAUCUACGCCAUCGACGUGGAGACCAUGACUAUCCGGUGGCACGCGGAGCUCGGAGGCUGGGUGCACACCGUUCGGUACGUCGCUGCGCUAGACGUCAUCGUCGCUUUCGGGCGGCAUGACAAUGGCGACGGCGACAAGUCCGACAAGUUCGGGUACGUAGUUGCCCUCGACCCCGCGACUGGCAGCCAGCGGCGGAUGGAGACGAUCAGCCACAACGUGCAGGGUGUUCCGGUGGAAUACGGCGGCCUCAGUCAGACUGCAGAUGACUUCCUAGUCGUGAUUGUUUUCCGUGACGGCUCAACAUGCGCUGCCGACUUGAGGCAUUUCCUCGAGCAUGGCUUCCCGAGGUUAGGAAAGCGGUUAGUGGUUUCCGGGUCGCCGCUGGGAGAGCAGUCCAAUAUCACAAAGGCAGUCGUAUCUGGGCAGACGGUGAUCGUUACCGUCGGCCAUGGCAGCGAGUCUCGUAGCUUGUAUUUCACUCUCCCGUAAAACUCUUGUGUAAACUCGAAAAACCUAAAAUCUACCUCCAAACUUAGAGGCCUCGCUGUAUGUCUACAGAUGUUUUCUAGACGCCUAGACAACAAUGUUUCCUGAAGUGCACGGUA
Messenger RNA from Rhodofomes roseus, 1894 nucleotides. RefSeq lists its product as uncharacterized. Gene Ontology annotation, molecular function: protein binding. The transcript is spliced from 4 exons. Bases 78 to 1778 code for a protein of 566 amino acids. The record is from RefSeq and is a predicted model, not a curated record. Lineage: Eukaryota; Fungi; Basidiomycota; Agaricomycetes; Polyporales; Fomitopsidaceae.